ACAGGUUGUUUAAUAACCUUGAACAUAUUUAUAUAUAAUAAUGAUCACAUUUCUUCUGUAAUUUUAUCUAAAUUGUUUACAAGAAUAAAUAUAUUGUUUGAUUUGUUGCUUGACUUCUUAUUUUUACACUAAAAGUUUUCCUCCUCCAUGAAACACAUUUAAUCUGAGGUUUAAAUCAACACCAAUCUGCUGCACCUUCAUCUAAAAACUAUGUAGAAACACAUGAGAUGUGGCGAGUGGCCAGUUAUUAAUGUCGAGAAGGACAAGGAUCUACGUUUCUCUCGGCCUCUUCACAGACAGAUCAUUUUUCUGCUCCUCCUCUAAAGACUUCUGGUCUUUACAUCAGAAAGAGAUGAUAAAAGCUUGCGGUCAGAGCGAGUUGCACUGCCACUUCCCCUCACUCCUGUAGCUGUAAAUGAUUCUGAAGCUCACUGAUAAUUUCCUCCUUGUGAACAGAGAUCAAGUCUCAUCAUGAAGAUCCUCCACAUUCACUUCUAUCUACUUGUGUUCUGUGGAGCUGCUGAAUGUUUCACAGAGAAGUCUGUAGAUUUGGGACAAAAUGUGACUCUAAAGUGUGAAGUAUCAGUAAAUAAUGUGUACUGGUUCCUGAUGAAGGCGUCAGAACCUCCAGUGUUUAUAUUACGCUCUUUCUUCAGUAUUUCCCUGACAGCAGAUUACAGUAACACAACCUUCAACAAGAGAUUCUCACUGCAGUAUAACAGCAGUUUAUUUAUACACAAUAUCAGUACUAAUGAAUUAGGAGUCUAUUAUUGUAUUUAUAUUCAAAAAGGUUCAUCUCCAAACAUCAGCCGUGGAAUCAGACUUUACAUCCAGAGUCACUCAGCUGAGAAUCAGACUGAAGUGUGUCAGAUUCAGACUCUUGAUAAAGAUGGAAAGAUCAGACUCUGGAGAAAUCUCUUCAUCAUAACAGGACUUGUGAUCGGUGUUGUGAUGGUUGCAGUUACAGAGCUGGUCAUCAAAUGCAAAAAAUUGUGUUUGACUGCCAGAACCAUGAGAGCUUUCACCAUCAUCUAUAGAUGUUUAUUAUUCUUCAUGGUCCAUCUGCUGAUACACAAUGUGUUGGUGCAGAGCAUUGAGACUCGUGAAGCCUUCGUAGGUCAUACAGUCAUCUUACCAUGUUCCAUCGACCGCACUGUAGUUACUGUGGAUGUGUUUUGGCGAGAUGAUGAACAAAAAGUUUUGGUUGAUAUCAUCAAGAGUAAAGAAGUUUUUUCUGAUCAGAGCCCAGAAUACAGAGACAGAGUUCAAACUUUUCAAACUGAGAUUGCAAAUGGAAACUUCUCCAUCAAGCUGAGUAAUGUGACGCUCUAUGACUCGGGAACUUACACCUGUCAUCCCCCCCCUCGAGCUGUUCAGAGUGUAAAACUGAGUGUUAAAGAAGGAGAAAAAAAAAUCACUCCAAGGAAUGGUGACAUCACAAUAAGAGCAAGCAGCUUGUUCCUGCUGGGGUUCAGUCUGCUGUACAGUUUGGACUUUUAAAUACAACAUGUGCCUGAGAUACAGUAGGCACAGGCUC
Messenger RNA from Tachysurus vachellii, 1537 nucleotides. RefSeq lists its product as uncharacterized. The record is from RefSeq and is a predicted model, not a curated record. Gene Ontology annotation, cellular component: external side of plasma membrane. The coding region runs from base 472 to 1500 and encodes 342 amino acids. Gene Ontology annotation, biological process: immune response; T cell costimulation; cellular response to lipopolysaccharide. Lineage: Eukaryota; Metazoa; Chordata; Actinopteri; Siluriformes; Bagridae. The transcript has 8 exons.